AUGAAACAUGGUGGCGCCCCCUGGCAUCAGGAAUGGUUUACCCCGUCCUGUGGAGCCUCAGGCCCCCCCAGGCAUCAGGAUAGGUUUACCCCGUCCUGUGGAGCCCCAGGCACCCCCAGGCCCCCUGGCAUCAGGAAUGGUUUACCCCGUCCUGUGGAGCCCCAGGCACCCCCAGGCAUCAGGAAUGGUUUACUCCAUCCUGUGGAACCCCAGGCACCCCCAGGCAUCAGGAAUGGUUUACCCCGUCCUGUGGAGCCCCAGGCACCCCCAGGCAUCAGGAAUGGUUUACCCCGUCCUGUGGAGCCCCAGGCACCUCCAGGCAUCAGGAAUGAUUUACCCCAUCCUGUGGAGCCCCAGGCACCCCCAGGCAUCAGGAAUGGUUUACCCCGUCCUGUGGAGCCAAAGGCCCCCCCAGGCAUCAGGAAUGGUUUACCCCGUCCUGUGGAGCCCCAGGCACCCCCAGGCAUCAGGAAUGGUUUACCCCGUCCUGUGGAGCCCCAGGCACCCCCAGGCAUCAGGAAUGGUUUACCCCGUCCUGUGGAGCCCCAGGCGCCCCCUGGCAUCAGGAAUGGUUUACCCCGUCCUGUGGAGCUCCAAGCACCCCCUGGCAUCAGGAAUGGUUUGCCCCGUCCUGUGGAGCCCCAGGCACCCCCUGGCAUCAGGAAUGGUUUACCCCGUCCUGUGGAGCCCCAGGCACCCCCUGGCAUCAGGAAUGGUUUACCCCGUCCUGUGGAGCCCCAGGCACCCCCUGGCAUCAGGAAUGGUUUACCCCGUCCUGUGGAGCCCCAGGCACCCCCUGGCAUCAGGAAUGGUUUACCCCGUCCUGUGGAGCCCCAGGCGCCCCCUGGCAUCAGGAAUGGGUUACCCCGUCCUGUGGAGCCCCAGGCGCCCCCAUGA
Molecule: messenger RNA, 897 nt
Organism: Oncorhynchus keta (chum salmon)
Lineage: Eukaryota; Metazoa; Chordata; Actinopteri; Salmoniformes; Salmonidae
Exons: 1
Coding region: 1-897 (298 amino acids)
Source: RefSeq, a predicted model, not a curated record